Carassius gibelio (silver crucian carp) is the source of this 2380-nucleotide messenger RNA. RefSeq names its product growth hormone receptor-like. Gene Ontology annotation, cellular component: membrane; external side of plasma membrane. Gene Ontology annotation, biological process: cytokine-mediated signaling pathway. Lineage: Eukaryota; Metazoa; Chordata; Actinopteri; Cypriniformes; Cyprinidae. The record is from RefSeq and is a predicted model, not a curated record. Gene Ontology annotation, molecular function: cytokine receptor activity; protein binding. The coding region runs from base 462 to 2231 and encodes 589 amino acids. The transcript has 9 exons.
GGGAGACCGCUAUAUUUCGGAGCUCGCGCCAGGCUUUUGAGGACUCGAAUAUCUGUCGACAGGGGGCGCGAGCCAGUGACACCAGACCCACUGGGUGAACCAGACCACUAAAUAUGAAGACUUGAAGUGCUACGCAGUCAACGUGAGACCCCUUAAAGAUCCGCGCGGUGCCCCCCGCUCCCUAUUAACAAAUAACUGUCAACAACGCGUUAUUCCCUGAAAACCGUUCAACGCGUUCAGCGGUAUUCCCGAAAAGAUGUUCGGGUGAUUUCUGAGUGUGAUUUGACCACGUUUUUGUUCAGUUUCUCUUGUUUUUGCAUCGUUUUAAAAGCGGAGUUUAUCGAGAGCCCCGCUACACGCAAGUCUGUUGAUCCGGAUGAACGAACUGUUGAAAAAGUAAAAACUCUCAACAGAUUUUGCUCGCGGACAACUUAUCUGGAGCUGAGGAGACAGCAGAAGCUAUGGCUUACUCUCUCUCGCUCAGUCUGCUCUACCUGGGCUUGCUGUGUGGAAACGGACUGGUGUCCGCAAGAGGAUCCGAGCUGUUCACUGCAGAUCCAAGCAGAGGACCUCAUUUUAUGGGCUGCCGCUCCAGAGAGCAGGAGACCUUCCGUUGUUGGUGGAGCGCUGGGACCUUCCAGAACCUCACCGAGCCCGGAGCCCUCAGGGUCUUCUACAAGACAAAAAAAGCUCUCUCUGAGUGGCAGGAGUGUCCAGACUACACACGUACUGUGGAAAACGAGUGUUACUUCAACAAGACCUACACACAGAUCUGGACCUCUUACUGCGUCCAGCUGCGCUCAGUUCCUCAGAACAUAACCUAUGAUGAGGCCUGCUUUACAGUGGAGAACAUAGUGCAUCCUGACCCACCAGUUGGGCUGAACUGGACUCUACUGAACGUGAGUCGCUCAGGGUUGCACUUUGACGUCCUUGUGCGCUGGGCUCCCCCUCCAUCAGCAGAUGUGCAGAUGGGCUGGAUGAGCCUGGUGUACCAGGUUCAUUACCGGGUCAGGAAUGCCUCCCACUGGGAAAUGCUGGAUCUGGAGAGUGGCACACAGCAGUCAAUCUACGGUUUGCAUACUGACAAAGAGUACGAAGUCCGGGUGCGCUGCAAGAUGCUAGCCUUUGACAACUUUGGCGAAUUCAGUAACAGCAUCAUUGUGCAUGUGGCGCAGAUACCAAGCAAAGAAUCAAUGUUCCCGACGACGUUGGUGUUAAUUUUUGGAGUGAUCGGAGUGGUGAUUCUUCUUGUCCUCCUCAUCUUCUCUCAGCAGCAGAGGUUGAUGGUGAUAUUUUUACCACCUAUUCCUGCACCUAAAAUUAGAGGUAUCGACCCAGAGCUGCUGAAGAAUGGAAAGCUUGACCAGCUCCAUUCUUUGUUGAGCAGUCAAGAUAUGUACAAGCCGGACUUCUACCAUGAGGAUCCAUGGGUGGAGUUCAUCCAGCUGGACCUUGAUGACCCUGCAGAGAAGAAUGAGAGUUCUGAUACACAACAUCUGCUGGGCUUGUCCCGCUCAGACUCUUCUCACUUCCUGAAUUUCAAAAGUGACAACGAGUCAGGUCGUGCUAGCUGCUGCGACCCAGAAAUCCCUAAACCCGUGGACUUGCCUUUGGUUUCCAGAAGCAGCUCAUCCAUCUCUGAUCUUGGCAUCCAGCAGACAUCCGAAGUUGAGGAAACGCCCAUUCAAACACAAUCCACUGUGCCCAGCUGGGUUAACAUGGACUUUUAUGCCCAAGUAAGUGAUUUCACAGCAGCAGGAGGAGUGGUGCUUUCACCUGGACAACUGAACAGCCCUCCGGUGAAAAAGAAGGAAGAAGAGAAUGAGAAGAAGAUACAAUUCCAGUUGGUUUCCGAUGGAGCCUAUACCUCAGAGAACACAGCCAGGCUGCUUUCUGCCGAUAUGCCACCCAGCCCUGGUCCUGAGCAGGGCUACCAAGCAUUCUCAACCCAAGAUAUUGAGGGGAACCUCUGGAAUGUCGAGUACCUGGUGUCCGGCAAUGAUUCCCAGACGCCGUGCCUGGUUCCUGAAGCUCCUCCGGCCCCCAUACUGCCCCCAGUAUCAGACUAUACUGUAGUGCAGGAGGUAGACGCCCAGCACAGCCUCCUCCUGAAUCCUCCUCCCUCACAGCCCGUGAUAUGCCCUCACAGCCCAAACAAACAUCUCUCCGCAAUGCCAACCAUGCCCAUGGGGUACCUCACCCCAGAACUCCUGGGAAACCUGAACCCAUGAAGGAACUAAAAAGCACAAAACUCAUGGUCUUGUUGUACCUUUUCACUGCUGGAAACCAAAGUUGCAUGAAUGGCAUGACAGUUGGUGAAAAUUCCAUUUUGUUUGGGAAUUCUGCGCAUGAAUUUUCUCUAAUAUACGCAACAAAAUGG